ACAAUGAAGAUCCUGAUUUCGAUCGUCUGUGUAGCCCUGACGCUUACCUGUAUAACCUGUACCUAUCCGGGAUAUGGAGGAGGCGGUAUCCAAUAUGGCGGGAUCCAGGGAGGCUAUAUUUCCGGACCUCGGGGCGGCGUCAUUGGGGGCUACCGCUACGGAAUGGGCGGCGGGGGCUACGGUUACCCCAGUCCUUACGGUGGAGGCAUGUACGGCGGGGGGAUAGGAGGAUAUCCGGGAUACGGAGGCGGGAUGUAUGGGGGCGGAUUAUACGGGCGUGGAAUGUAUGGGGGCGGAUAUCCGGGAUACGGAGGAGGGGUGUACGGGGGCGGAUUAUACGGGCGUGGAAUGUACGGGGGCGGAUAUCCUUAUGGAGGAGGGAUGUACGGGGGCGGGAUGAUCGGGGGCGGAAUAGGAGGUUAUCCGUCGUACGGGGGCGGAAUGUACGGGCGUGGCCUGGGCUACAAGAAAAAUUACUACUAAAC
This is a messenger RNA of Saccostrea cuccullata (small rock oyster), 485 nucleotides long. Its product is annotated as acanthoscurrin-2-like. The record is from RefSeq and is a predicted model, not a curated record. NCBI's taxonomy places the organism in Eukaryota, Metazoa, Mollusca, Bivalvia, Ostreida, Ostreidae. Bases 4 to 483 code for a protein of 159 amino acids. The transcript has a single exon.